Messenger RNA from Toxoplasma gondii ME49, 4062 nucleotides. Its product is annotated as tetratricopeptide repeat-containing protein. The transcript has 3 exons. Bases 1070 to 2341 code for a protein of 423 amino acids. The record is from RefSeq and is a predicted model, not a curated record. Gene Ontology annotation, molecular function: protein binding. Lineage: Eukaryota; Apicomplexa; Conoidasida; Eucoccidiorida; Sarcocystidae.
UGAGACGGUAAACCCGCCAAGAAGCCCGGCAGUUGACUCACAGUACACGACUACGUGGGUGUCCAGCGCACAAAGACAAGUUCGCGUACCCGUUGGCCAUUCUCGUGCAACAGACACACUCCGCGCGCGCUUGUCCAUGGCCGGAGAUGCGACUCUGCCUGCGCUCCUCCGGUUGCAUUUAAUUUUCUGUGGAGAAACCACUCAGAGUUGCAUAGGGUGUUCUCUGGAAACGACGGUCUUUUGCUGCCUUUCUUCAUUUUGUUGGCCUCAACGUGAGCAAUCCGUCGCUGCACGUGAAUUGCAGUUGCCAGACUCGCGUGAGCGUUGCCGCUACCUCAAGGAUUCACGUGCGGUUUUCCGUCAUUCAUUUCGCAAGUUUUUCGAGACUUUUUGUGAGGCGACUCUGCCGUCUUCGCUUUCUGCGAACUCCACAAAAGGACGGCUCGCGCGCUCUCGUUCGCUCGAGGACCGCGAAACGUCAAAUUCGUGUCUGUGUCGUGUAGCAGCUGUUCAAACGACAUUUCUCUCGCGUACGCGCUUCCGCGUCUGGAAACUCAAGACCUAUACGGACGCUCUUGCAACUCUGAAUUUUUCUCCAUCCUCGUCCGGAGAUUUUUCCCCCCCUGUCCUUCCCCGUGCUGGAUACUCGCAGGUCGAGAGGUCGUGCGGCUGACCACGAGUGCGGCACUUUCCCGUCAGUGAGAAGUCCAGAGUCCAGGAAACUUGACCCUUGUUUCCCUGUUUCCCUAAGCUUUCCCCCUCUUUUUCGCCUUCUUCGCUUUCCUCAUUCCGUGUAUUCCUCACCUCUUCCUCCGAACAGAACCGCCAGCAGUCAACUGCUAGCGCGCUUUCUUCAAACCACGUUACUCUGUAAACUUAUCGUUCCCCGACACACCUAGCUUUUUGGUCUCUUUGUUCCACUUCGGUCGCAGACCCACAGAACCUCUCUCGUUUUCUUGGCGGUGCCAGCUCAGAACGCUCAGCGCGCUUUUCCCGCGCAGGAGUGCGUACGAUUGGAGUAUUUUUUUGGUGCCAGGCGUCGUCUUCGAGACGCGCACUUCUUCUCGCAAUGGGGAACACCGUCCAGAGUCCACGGAGCCGACACUACGGCUACUCUAGCAUGCGCACAGGUCCCGGUGGAGACUCGCCUUUGCAUGCGGACGCUUCUCUCUGUGGAUGCCCAAGAACGCACGCCUUGACUUCCGACAGUCGAUACAGCAUGAUGUGUUGCCAGUCGAAUGGACGGAAAAUGGAGCAGUUCAAAACCCGAGACGAGGCCCUCGCGACGGCGCGCUACUACCGAGACCGGAACUUCGACCUCGCCCUGCAUGCAUACAGUGCAGCUCUGGAUUUCCCGACUGGGUCCGGUCCUCAGAACAACCCCCACAGACGGCGCGUCGAAGUCGUGCAACUCUCUCAAGAGCUCCAGAAGCUUCCCAAGACCUCUGAAGCUGGAAGGGGAACUGAAGGCGAGUCCUGCAGAGCCGCGAGCACCUGCGGCGACUGCGACAGGGAGGCUUCCUUCUCAAAGGCAGAGAUCUGCAGCGCGUCGACAGCGUUGUCGGUGGGAGGGGGCAGCAGCUCCCGCCUGCAGUCUGAGGAGCUUCAGGACGUUUCGUUUGAGAUGAAGACGGAGAAAAGCGAGGAUGGAUCUACUUCGCUGCCGAGUCUCCCGCCUCUCACCCCUGCCCUGUUGGAGCAGGAGGGCAACAGCAACUGCCCGCGUUCGGGUCUCGGCGCUGGACGCUUCUUCCAGAGCAGCUCCAGCUCGCUCGCACUCGAAGCUGCGGCUGCAUCCACGGAGGAAAGCGGCGCGCUCUUGACUGCAAAGAUUUGCGACGAAAUUGCACAACUUUACCUCACGAGAGGUGAGAAAGAAGACGCACUCAGAUACUACAACCGAGCCAUCAGCCUCGCUCCUGCAGUAGUGGUCUUCAUCUACCGCAGAGGCGUGGUUCUGCAGCUCCUCGGUCAGGAAGAAGCUGCCGUCUUCGCCUUUCGACGCGCCCUCCAAGUCGACCCCGAAUAUAAGCCGGCGCUCUUCAACCUGGGGACCUGCCUCAUGCGCCGCGAAGACAGCCGCGACGAGGCGCGCUCCAUCUUCCAGAAACUCGCCACUCUCGAACCCGCAGACGACCAGGUAUUGUCACUGGUUGCUCACUGCUACGAGAUGGACAGUCGGUUCGAGGAAGCGCUGAUGUACAGGCAGCGCGUCGUUCAACUGGAUCCACAGAACUUCCGUGCGAAUCGAGAGCUGAAUCAACUGAAACAACAGAUUCUGAAGGAAACCGGCGCGCAGUUCGGCGCGGCGAAGCUCAGAAAAGCCACUACUGUCAUGUAACUUUUUCCACAAAAGUGGUGUAAACAGCGCGAGGAAGAAAACGAUUCUGCGCUACAUCACCGACCGCGGGGAAGAAGAAAGACAAGAAGACGGCUGAAAGGGAGAAAAAAAGGAAGAGCGAAGGAGAGAAGACGCGCUAGACGGUAGAGGGGGAAAACGGGGGGAUGAGCAAAGAGAGGUCUAGGAAACUGGGGAUUCCUAAAACAGCUUGCAUUAGGGAAGGCCAUUUGAGACGCUACAAAGGCGCAUAUACGUUCAUGCAGGCCGAUACACAUUCGUGUAACUUGAUAUGUAUGUGUGAGUAUGUGCGUACAACGGGAUAAACAUAUAUGUCUGUAUAUGUACGGAUUGUGGGGUUCUCUCUGUACGUGUGCCUGUGACUGUUUCAACUCUCAACUCGCGUGGAUAUGUACGUCUGCAUGCACAUGUUUGUUUUCUCUUGGCAUACAUGUCCUUUGUUGCUGGAGAAAGUUCUGGAAGUUCGUGCGAUCUCACUGGUUUCCGGAGGAGGACAAGCUCUCGUGAGCCCACGUGUCUUUUGAGUUUCGUGAACAAAAGUAGACGAAAGUGGAUGCACUUACAUGGGUAUACAUUAACGCAAAUAUCUUUGUAUACAUGCUCUUCCAGUUAUACGCCUCCCUUUGUGCGUGCAUAAGUAAAUCAUACACCCUGACGUGAAGAAGCGUACUUCGAGGAUAAAUGUGUGCUGUUUGUGUACGACUGUAUGACCCGUAGAGUGGAGGCAAGUACGCAUAGUCGUACGCAUGCGUCUUCACACGUACGUCAAGAAAUCGAGAAAAACGGGUUUUUUCUGGGUUGCGGAUUGUGAAUUCGUUCCUUUCCUUUGUCCCGAAAGCUUCUUUUGCUCACGGGGUGCGUCGCUGAACUGUAGCACUCUUUCCGGUCUUCCACCUACACACACUGUUCUGGUUCAUGACACCAGCACAAUGCCUGCGACGACCUCUACACACACGCUUACACGCAUUCUAUGCACUCUUUCUUUCACCUGGUGACACGCAUACAUAUAAAUAUGUAUCGUGUGUAGGCGAUUGUGAUCUACUGGGAUAGGAGCGCUUGGUUCUGGGCGUUGUGCCAUGUCUAGCUGAAUGUUGUCCACUUUCUCUCGGUUGACGUAAUUUCCUGGUGUCUCAUCUGGGUGGUUCCGCACUGUAUGUGCGCGGGAAGCGUCCACGAUUUACUAAAAGUCUACGAUAUUUCACUUUGCAGAUUGACUCGUCAGACCUGCGCCCCGCAUCCGACACUUGCAAUUUGUUUUUCGUAUCGGGCGGUGCACACGUUCUUUUCGCCAGUCAUGACACUUGGCCCGUAUGGUGUUUGUGGGUUCGCCUGCAAGCUCUUCAGGUUUUUGUGUUUUCUCGGUGGAAAAAGGAAAUGCGCACUUGUCUGUGCAAAAGUGGGUUGUGGGCGGGGUGGGCGAGCACUCGAGGAAACCCGGACUUGUCAGAGUGCGCGGAAGUCGCUCUGUCGACUGCCCUUUUGCAACUGGGAAUUCGAGGUUUUCUGGCUUGCAAGCGUCCGUGUAAGGCAUCACAGUGUUAAUGGAGGUAAACCGACACUUCUCCGCUCUUCCGAAAGUUAAGAAACGCAAAAACGAACUCCCGGGGCAGCGGACUCGUUGAGAUUGCGGUGCUUGGCAGUACUGUGAUAAAUGCGAUGGACCGCGUAGCCGUCGACAGGAUCAACCUUUUCUAGUCUCCCCA